Puccinia graminis f. sp. tritici CRL 75-36-700-3 is the source of this 2029-nucleotide messenger RNA. RefSeq lists its product as uncharacterized. The transcript is spliced from 8 exons. The record is from RefSeq and is a predicted model, not a curated record. Bases 1 to 1863 code for a protein of 620 amino acids. Lineage: Eukaryota; Fungi; Basidiomycota; Pucciniomycetes; Pucciniales; Pucciniaceae. Gene Ontology annotation, molecular function: oxidoreductase activity, acting on paired donors, with incorporation or reduction of molecular oxygen; heme binding; iron ion binding.
AUGAGCUCCGUUAGUGCGAUGAGUAGUGCAGAGUUUCCGUUCUUAUCACUACAUCUUUUAAGCCACUCAUUCUCGGGAAUCUUCUUCACUCAUCGAUUCGACUUCGGGAACCUCAUUCUGGGUGAACACUCCACCACCAAUAGUUGGAUACAAAAAAACGCCGUGUUGGUGUUAAGACGGUGGACGGAGUGGUUCACCGGGCCACAUGGAUUUUAUAUAAUCAGUUUCUUCAUCUUGGGCCUCCUUAUCUACGACGCACUCCGACCACGUCCCUUGAAUGGGAUUCCAACGUCAGGUCGCUACUGUUGGGCCCUUGGAGAUAGCGGUGCGCUCUAUCGCCACAUGAAGUUGAACAAAACGCGAACGACUUUCUUCACCGAUCAAGCCAACCGCGUCGGCCCCUUGAGCCAAGUAAUGCUUGGGCCGGCUGGGAGUUGGUUUGGAAGGCUGACCGGUUUGGGCUCCCACAUCGUCGUCCUCGCCGAUGGCCAACAGCUUGUUGAAGUGUGUGCCAAGAGGUCGCGAGAGUUUCCAGACCCAGGCUUGACUCUGGAUAUCUACAAGGGCAUCAUUCCCAACGGCCAACUAGCCCUGCCAACCGGUCCAACAUUCAAGCACCAUCGUCGAGCUAUAGCGCAUUCAAUGUCCUCCUCACACCUGUCGCAAGUGACUCCAAAAAUCACCAACUCCGUCAUUGAGCUCAUUCAAUUAUGGAAAAAACGGAGUCAAAUCCUCGAUAGAAGUGGAGAAAAGUACUUCAAAGCAGCCCAAGAUCUGAGGUUGAGUACUAUGGAUACCAUCUCAGACAUCAUCUUUGGUAAACCUUUCGGUGUGAUGAGUGCCAGGCUUGCUCACCUUGAGAAUUCCAAUGGUGCCUUAUCUGCGGAUGCCAGACCUCAGUUCCCGACUCUGGCGCGUGCCUUGAAUGUAAUCGUCGCUCAGGUCGCUCGUUGCUACAUUUCACCAUCAAAGUCACUGUUCUGGUUCAUGCAGAGACUUUUCAAUAGGGAAUGGCGUCAAGCCAAGUCCACGGUCUUCGCUUAUCUGAAGAAUGAAGUGGAAAAAGAACGGAUAACUCUCUCGGAGGAGCAAAGUUUUGGAGGCGUCGACUCCAAGGACCCAGAUAAUGUUAACAGUGUACUCUCGCUGUUGGUCAAAGAUGAGCACUUGUCUAAGUUGAGAGGCGAGAAACCGCUCAGUACGGAUGAGAUCACCCAGGAGCUUUUAGUCUAUUGGGUUGCUGGUCAUGGUACAAUGGCCUGUACUUUGGCAUGGGCGGUCAAACUGCUAUCGAACAAUCCAGAAGUACAAUAUAAACUCCGCGAUCAACUAGUCAACACACUCCCGAGCCUGAAUGAACGUUCCCCGACCUUUUCCGACUUGAAAGUUUGCAGCUCUGAUCUUGGCUAUCUUGAUGCGACCUGCUUUGAAAUCCUUCGAUGCGGGAAAGUGCUUGGAGAAGUUUCGAGAACUAGCCGAGUGGAUACAAUGGUGAUGGGGCAUGUUAUUCCCAAAGACACCGUCGUGAUGAUGCCCCACAGUCGUUUAAGUGGUCCGCAACAAUCUGAAUCCGAAUUUCGACCGGAGCGCUGGAUAGAUUGUGAUGGAAAAUUUGAUGCACAGCUUCCUGGUCCUCUGCAUGUUUUUGGUCAUGGGCAACGUGGCUGCUUUGGAAAAAAUCUUGCGGUUUUGGAGUUGAAGUUAUAUAUUGCCAUGCUUUGCAUGGAACUAUUCUUUGAUCGAGUGCCGGACGAUGUCAACUCUAUGGACGCCAUAGAAUUGGUGGCGAAUCACCCACAAACCUGUGUUAUUCGGCCGAUACCUUGGUCGAAAAUCAGCAACGAUCCAACGAAGCAUCUAUGAAGCCUGACACAUGUACCAUAAAGCAAGACCCACUAGACUCACCACUUCAUUUACAUCGUUUUUCCAUGAUACAUUCAUGUCCCUCUGCUAUCAUAGACUUCCCUCCUCAUCCUAUCAAUUCGAUUUUCUUACAUAAUCUUUCAUCCUGCAAUAUCCCAAAUCUGAG